GCGCGUUAACCGGUAUUUAACGCUUCAACGCGGGCCAUCCAGUUAUUAGACGAUGUCUGAAGCUAAUAAUUUUGAAUGGGAAUUAUCUAAAGAAAAUAUAAAACCAUUAAAAAGUGGUCGAUCUGUUGAACUUUUAAAUAAAGUACUGACAUCACAACGAUCAAAUGAAUUUCAAUUAAGACGUCGUCUUUUAAGAGAAUAUUUUGAAUUAAAAUUGGCCAGUUUAUCUACUUCUAAUAAAAAAUUUCAAUUAUAUUCAAGAUAUAUCAAAUGGAUUGAACAAAAUUAUCCUUCAUUAGGUAAAUCUGCUGAUUUACAAAAUGUUCUCUAUCGAUCCAUACGAGAUUCAUCCGAUUUACCGGGUAUAAAAAACAAUGAUAUUUAUGUGGGAAAUUGGAUUAAACUUACAGAAUAUUGUAAUCAACCAAUUGAAUUAUUUGAAUUAUUAUUUCGACAAGGUAUUGGUACAAUGUGUUCGGAAUUUUAUAUUACAUGGUGUCAAUUACUUGAAAAAGGUAAAAAUUAUCGUAAAAUUGCUUCAAUCUAUGCUCAUGGUUUACGUGCUGGUGCUAAACCUUUAUUAUGGUUAGAAGAUAGAGCUGAAGCAUUUUUUCAUAGAUACCAAAGUUCUUUAAAGUCUGCUGUUACAUCAUCAUCACCUGAUAUUGUUGACACAUUUGUAUCUGAUAAUCCUUCUAAUGAAAAUCCCAAUGAAAAUACAAGAAAGAAAUUAGCUUCAUUACGUUUAAUUGAAACUGGUACACAAGAGAAUAAAUUGGUUGCUCCAGUAAUGAGAACUAAAGAAAUGUGGCGUUCAAAUCAAUCAGGUCUUGGAACUAUUCAUCCAUCAGAAACUAUUAUUUCUAAUAAAUGUAAUUAUCAAAUUAAACAAGAUAAACUAACUCAAGAAAAUUCUGUAUUCAUACGUGAUCUACCACCGAUUGCAUCAGAUUUUAUCCGACCUGUUGGAAUACCUUCAUCAUGGCAAAAAGAAAAUCAAUUGGAACCUAAUUCAUGGAAUAAAGUACAAUUAACUACAACUACUACAGUCCCUGCAUCAUCCAGGCCGAUAAGUUUACCCAAUUGGGAAAUUUUCACAGAAGAUCAAGUUGAACAAAAACAAACGAACUCUUCAAACCUGUUAAAUAAUACACAGCAAUUAACUGUUUGUACCAAACGUAAAGGUUUAAAAAUGAAAUCAUUAAAGGAGAGUGAUCCCUGUCAACCAACGAAUGAAAUUUCUUUUAUUGAAGUUUCAUCAUUUAAUCAUUUAUUACAUCAUCAUGAUCAUGAUGUUUUUGUUGUUGAUCAUUCAUCAAGUCAUCAAAGUGAUGUGUUGUUGACCAAAUUAAAUUUACCAAGUUUCCCUAGUGAUAAAAUAUCAGAAAUUGAUUGUUUUGCUUUUGAUAUCUCUCUUAUCUACGGUGGAAUUGAAGAACUAUGUUGGGAAAUGCAUCGUGGUGUAAAAUGGGAUAUAAAUUAUACUAACUCAAUAAAAGAUGAUCAUCGAAGAAUAUUGAAUGAUUUUUGGGAUAAAGAAGAAUUAGAAUUAAUGGAAGAAAUCGAUACUAUUCUUCAUGAUCAUAAUAAUGAUGAUGGAACUGUGAAUAAUCUUCAAAUGAAUGAUCCAUUAUUGAUCAGCAAAAAUGUUGAAUCCACUCGUUAUGCACUUAUUAAAUCAUUAGAAAGUAUUGCAUUAAAUUAAAAAGAAACUAAAAUUGCACCAUCUACAUUCGAUUUUUGUUUGUUUGUUUGUUUAUUAUUAUGAUGAAUUUUGUUACACAUAUCAAUCAAUCAAUAUUAUUGUUAUGAAAUAUUGCCCCGGGGAUGGAGGGGGAGAGGCAAAGAGUGGAGGGAAAGAAUUUUUUUUUUUAAAAAAAAAAAGAUAUUUCAACUUAGUAACAACUGAAAAGAGAAAAAGGAAAAGUAAUUUAUGUAAAUUAUCUUUUUUUUUUGCAUUUUUAUUAUUGUUUAAAGUUGUGUUGAAUAUUUCCUUGUUACCUUUUAAAAAAAUUUUUUUUUUCGAGAAAGAUUGAUAAACAACUAACAUUUAUUAUUGCUUAAACAUUUUAUAGUAUUAUGUUUAAGUUAAAAAUUUCAUUUUUCAGUACAAUACUACUUAUUUAUCAUAGUUGAAAGAGUGAGUCAAUUGAAGCGACUAGACCAC
This is a messenger RNA of Schistosoma rodhaini, 2167 nucleotides long. The record is from the annotation of a GenBank genome assembly. Lineage: Eukaryota; Metazoa; Platyhelminthes; Trematoda; Strigeidida; Schistosomatidae.